Molecule: messenger RNA, 3823 nt
Organism: Peromyscus eremicus (cactus mouse)
Lineage: Eukaryota; Metazoa; Chordata; Mammalia; Rodentia; Cricetidae
Gene: Znf568
Product: zinc finger protein 568
Exons: 7
Coding region: 341-2257 (638 amino acids)
Biological process (GO): negative regulation of transcription by RNA polymerase II
Molecular function (GO): DNA-binding transcription repressor activity, RNA polymerase II-specific; RNA polymerase II cis-regulatory region sequence-specific DNA binding
Source: RefSeq, a predicted model, not a curated record
CUCGGAGUAACAGCCGUGCGGAGUGCUCUCGGCCAGAGGACCUUACUGGUGGACGUUUGGAGCUGCAACCAAAAAACCGGUUUCUCAUGAGAAUAGUAUCAGCUGUGCUUUUUAACUCAUUUAUCCUGUUUGACUGUUAAUAGCCUACAGGUCCUACCUCCCCUACACUAAGACAGAUCUGUGGUGUGAGUUUGAAGCCUGAGAACAGGUGUCUGCCAUGGAAGGAGAUCUUCUGACCUGAGACCCACACCAGAAGCUCGGGCGUCCAGGGCAGGGGUGCACUCUGCACCUGCAGACCGUCUUGACCAGUCCUUCCCAGAGCCGGCAAGAUCCAAAUGACAUGUCCACUUUGAAAUACCAGCAACAGCUGUGCAACAUGGAGCAAUUGACCCAGACUGUGCGGAGAAGAGCUUGGUGUUCCCAGGACUCUGCACUUGGCCAGGAAGAAGAGGACAUGACCAGAUCUUUUAAAACAGUGACCUUCAAGGACGUGGCUGUGGACCUCACCCAGGAAGAAUGGCAGCAAAUGAAGCCUGCCCAGAGGAGUUUGUAUCGAGAUGUGAUGCUAGAGACCUACAGCAACCUAGUAACAGUAGGUUGUCAAGUCAACAAGCCAGAUGUGAUCUUGAAGUUGGAGCAAGAAGAGGAGCCAUGGGUGCUGGAGGAAGAAAUGUUUUGGAGACACUCCCCAGAAGUUUGGGAAGUUGAUGAACAGAUGGAGAAACAACAGGAAACACUUGUGAGGAAAGUCACAUCCAUCUCCAAGAAAGCUCUGAUUAAGGAAAAUGUCAUUGACUGUAAAAAGGUUGCAAAAAUCUUUCCUCUGAGUUCAGAUGUUGUUACUUCAAGACAAAGCCUCUAUGAUUGUGACUCACUUAAUAAGUGUUUAGAACAAAAUUUAGAUAUACUUAGUUAUAAGAAAGGCUGUGUAAGAGACAAAAACUUUGAAUGUAAUGAGUAUGAGAUGCCAUUUUACCAUUGCUCAUCCUAUGCCAUAGCCCCCUUUAAAUGUAAUCAGUGUGGACAAGACUUCAUUCAUAAAUUUGACCUCCUCAGACAUGAGAGAAAUCAUGCUGGAGAAAAACGUUAUGGAUGUAAAGAGUGUGGAAAAUCUUUUAGCAGGAAGGAAAAUCUCAUCACACAUCAGAAAAUCCAUACUGGGGAAAAACCAUAUAUGUGUAAGGAAUGUGGAAAAGCUUUCAUUCAAAUGUCUAAUCUCAUUAGACACCAAAGAAUUCAUACUGGGGAGAAACCUUAUGCUUGUAAGGAUUGCUGGAAAGCUUUCAGUCAGAAAUCAAAUCUCAUUGAACAUGAGAGGAUCCACACUGGAGAAAAACCCUAUGAAUGUAAGGAAUGUGGGAAAUCCUUCAGCCAGAAGCAAAAUCUUAUUGAGCAUGAGAAAAUUCACACCGGGGAGAAACCUUAUGCAUGUAAUGAAUGUGGUAGGGCUUUCUCUCGAAUGUCAUCUGUUACUCUGCAUAUGAGAAGUCACACAGGAGAAAAGCCCUAUAAAUGUAAUAAAUGUGGGAAAGCCUUCUCUCAGUGCUCAGUAUUUAUUAUACAUAUGAGAAGCCAUACAGGUGAGAAGCCUUAUGUAUGCAGCGAAUGUGGAAAAGCCUUCUCACAAAGUUCUUCCCUUACUGUACAUACGCGAAAUCAUACUGCUGAGAAACCCUAUGAGUGUAAUGAGUGUGGGAAAGCCUUCAGCCGGAAAGAAAAUCUUGUUACACAUCAGAAAAUUCAUACUGGAGAGAAACCUUAUAAAUGUAAUGAGUGUGGAAAAGCUUUUAUUCAGAUGUCAAACCUCAUUAGACAUCAGCGAAUUCAUACUGGUGAAAAACCCUAUGCAUGUACCGUAUGUGGGAAAGCCUUUAGCCAGAAAUCAAAUCUUACUGAGCAUGAGAAAAUUCAUACUGGAGAGAAACCUUAUCAUUGUAAUCAGUGUGGAAAAGCCUUUAGUCAGAGGCAAAAUCUCCUUGAACAUGAAAAAAUCCAUACUGGAGAGAAACCAUUUAAAUGUAAUGAGUGCAGUAAAGCCUUUUCUCGAAUCUCAUCCCUUACUCUUCAUGUGAGAAGUCACACAGGGGAGAAACCUUAUGAAUGUAAUAAAUGUGGAAAAGCCUUCUCUCAGUGCUCAUUACUUAUUAUACAUAUGAGAAGUCAUACUGGUGAGAAACCCUUUGAAUGUAAUGAAUGUGGGAAGGCAUUUUCUCAGAGAGCAUCCCUUUCUAUACAUAAAAGAGGUCAUACAGGCUAGAAACACCCAGUGUACUGAGGUAAUGCCUCUUAUAUAUUUGAAAUAUCUGAUGUAAGUGCAAUAACAAAAUCUUUUUGGAAAAAUAAUAGAACUUUGUUGGAGCUUAUGAGCAAAUGCGGAGAAAUGUGUAUAUAGGUAAAUACAGCAUCAUAAAAUUUUCAAUUCUGAAAAUCUGUAGACAAUACAGUUCCCAAUAAUCUCAUAACAUUUUCCUAUAAUAUUUAUAAAGUGAUUCUAUAAUUCACAUAAAAUAGAAGUGAAAACCAGGCAUGGUGAUGCUUGUCUAUAAUCCCAGCAUUUGGAUGACAGGAAGAUUGCCACAAGAUUGAGGCCAGCCUGUUGUACAUAGUAAGACUGUCUCAAUAAAUAAAAGUCCAUGGAUUGAUGAGAUGAUUUUAGAAAAAGAAUAGUCUGAACAUACUUACUGUAAUCCCUACACUCUAGAGAUCGAGGCAGAAGAAUCUAGAGUUUGAGUCAGCCUGGGCUAUGUAGUGAGACCCUAACUCAAAACAAAACAAAAAAUAUAACCCAAUUAGUACUUAGAUUAGCAUAAUGUAUGGUAAAUUUAUAGCCACUUAAAGUGUAUAGCAUAGGAGCAUAAUUAGGUGAGUAAACAGGUUAUAGAGUGCCCAGAUACAGAGCUGUGGAGAUAUGUGAACUUGGUGCUUGUCAGACAUGAAAUCAUGAGUUGGCAGAGAAAGAACAAUCUAGUCAUUUGUUUCUGGAGUAUUUGACUAUUGGAGAAAGUUCAAGUGGAAACAGUACUACAACAUAAUAAACACUCUUCCAAAGGAUUUGAAUACUGAAUUGUGAAAAAACUCAGACCUUGAAACCAUUGGAUGUUGAUGAAUAUGAUGGUGCAUGCAUACAGUCCUAGUGCUUGGGAGGCAGAGGCAGGAGGAUAAGGAGUUCAAGGUCAGCUUUGACUAUAUAGCAAGCUAAAGUAAGCCUGGACUACGUAAGACUAUCUUUAAAAAAAUACAGACUCUUUAUCUAUAACUUGAAGUCAAAGAAUCAAUUUUGAAAAUGUAAAAUGAUCAUACAGUUCUAGUUCAGAUUAGUUUCAUUUCUAUUACAGGCUCUAGAAAUUUGUAAAUAAAGAAAAAGAAACAUAUGCAUAUAAAUUGAAAACCUGGAUGCCCAGCAAUGGGCUAAUGGAUGAGUAAAAUACAACCUACCCCAAGGAUGGAAUAGUGUGUAGCACUUAAAAACAAGUAGCUCCAUAUUGUGUAACAGAAAUAGUUACCUAGAACAGUGUUGAGUGGAAAAUAAGAUGCAAUGAAACAUACUGUUUAUUAUCCAUAUAAGUUGCAAUGAAAUCCUUUACAAACAAUAGAACUGGUUUUAUUGAAAUUGCUAUUGAAUAGAAACUGGUUUUAUUGAAAAACUUGUGUAUGUAUGUAUAUAAAGUUAUUUAAAGUUGAUUAGAAAGAUACAUGCUAAAUUCUUUUUAGUUUUGUCUAUCACAAGACGUUGGGACUGAGGGUGAGAGGAUGUUGAUGGGAAGGCCUUUUUUGUCUUUAAAAGACUAGUAGAAUAUAAAAUAAAUCUUAAAAGUUAGUGAUA